Molecule: messenger RNA, 938 nt
Organism: Patella vulgata (common limpet)
Lineage: Eukaryota; Metazoa; Mollusca; Gastropoda; Patellidae
Product: O-methyltransferase MdmC
Exons: 5
Coding region: 28-843 (271 amino acids)
Molecular function (GO): O-methyltransferase activity; S-adenosylmethionine-dependent methyltransferase activity
Source: RefSeq, a predicted model, not a curated record
UGAUACCACAACUAGAAAGGUUAUAGCAUGGCCCAAUAUGAUCCCGCAGUCAAAGAACUAGACGCAUUACUGAAAUCUCCAGAUAUCAAAGAUGUGAAACCGGAAGUACGAGAAAAACUUGAGAGGAUAUUGGAUAUGUGCAAUAAACGACACCACUAUGCUGAUGAAAUUACAACCCCACAGAGCGACAUUUUGGCCUACAUACAUGAACAGACUAUAGCACAUCCUUGGGAACAGGCCUACACGUCGGGUAAAACAAAAUGGAACCUGGAACCUGGAAUGAUAAGCGGUCUUGUUACAUGUCAAUUUUUGAAGUUUGUUAUUAGUAUGAUGCAUGCUAAAGAGGUUUUAGAAAUCGGUAUGUUUACUGGAUACACUGCCCUGGCAAUGGCGGAGGCUCUACCCGCGGAUGGAGAAGUCGUUACAUGUGAAAUAUCGGAAUAUCUUAAAGAUAUGACUGCAGAUUUUUUCAGUCGUUCUCCACAUGGUAAAAAAAUCAAGACAUAUUUUGCACCAGCUGACGACACAUUGAAUAAUUUAAUAAAAGAAGGCAGGUCGUUUGAUGUUAUCUUUAUUGACGCUAAUAAACCCGGUUAUAAAGAAUAUGUAGAUGUAAUAUUAGAGAAUGGUUUACUGGCGCCACGUGGUAUUAUAUUAGCAGAUAAUGCCUACCUGAGUGGUACAUCAUAUAACAAUCCUAGAACAAUAGAAGAUAAUGUUAUGGAUGAUUUUAAUCAAAAUAUUAAAAAUAAUCCUCAAUUACAACAGGUACUACUACCAAUAAGAGACGGUAUUUUAGCUGUUAGAAGGAAGUCAGAUGUUGAAGGCCAAGCUGCAGAAUAGUUUGCGAAUAUCAUAUAUCUGAUAUGGAGUCGGUCCACUGAUGAUUUCUGAAGUUCAUGGAUUUGUAUAUAAACUCUUCCACCACUCUUUUCUCA